ACGAACUAAAAAUUCCGAGUAAUGACGGAGAAUAACGACCGCACGCUAUUUCGGAACCUUAAUUAUAGGUCCGAUACCGAGUACGUGGUAAAGGUAGCCAAAACCCUGUUGACACCCGUUGGUAUCUGGCCGUUGUAUCGUGGCAACUCAACAUCCGACAAAAUUAAGACAUUCAUACAGACAGGUAUAAUAUUUUGCCUGAUGUGUUUCCUGCUCAUUCCGCACGUCGUAUUCACUUACUUCGAUGCGGAGGAUCUGACCAAAUACAUGAAGGUUAUAGCCGCUCAGGUGUUCAGCUUGCUCGCCAUCAUCAAGUUCUGGACAAUGAUUAUUAAUAAAGAAGGGAUCAGAUACUGUUUGCAGCAAAUGGAGAUGCAAUAUCGAGAUGUCGAGUGUGAAGAAGAUCGAUUGGUAAUGACGAACAGUGCCAAAAUCGGCAGACUUUUUACGGUGACGUACUUAGGAUUGUCAUACGGCGGUGCGUUACCUUAUCACAUAAUUAUGCCGCUGCUGGCAGACAGAGAAAUCAAAGCGGACAAUACGACGCAGAUACCUUUGCCAUAUCUCAGCGAUUAUAUUUUUUUUGUGGUGGAAAAUUCACCGCUCUACGAGAUUAUUUUUGUGACGCAAAUUCUAAUCAGCAGCAUCAUUCUAUCUACAAAUUGCGGCGUUUACAGUUUGAUCGCCACGUGUGUAAUGCAUAGUUGCUGCUUGUUCGAAGUAGUUCGCAGACAGAUGGAAACGGUUCUCAGCGAUGGAAUAGAUAAUGUUCAUCAGCGGCUAGGACGAAUCAUCGAACAUCACAUGCAAGCCAUCAGAUUCGCAGAGAUGAUUGAGAAAUCGUUAAAUAUUGUCUUCUUAUGCGAAAUGGUUGGAUGCACUAUUAUUAUUUGUUUUCUGGAAUUUGGAGUUCUUAAGGAAUGGGAAGAUGGAAAGGUCUUAAACAUGGGUACAUAUUUUGUUCUAAUGACAUCAAUAUUUGUAAAUGUUUAUAUAAUAUCCGCUAUCGGCGAUCGUCUUAAAGAAGAGAGCGAGAAGGUAGGAGAAACGUCAUAUUUCAUCGAGUGGUAUAAUUUGCCAACAAAAAUUAUAAGCAAUUUAAUUUUGGUGAUGGUCAGGUCAAGCCGUCCAUCAACUUUAACUGCUGCAAAAAUAUUUGAUCUUUCUCUUCAAGGAUUUAGCGAGGUUUGCAAAACAUCAGCAGCAUAUUUCAAUUUUAUUCGAACAAUGACCACGUAAAUUUUCAAAUAUUGCAUG
Messenger RNA from Linepithema humile (Argentine ant), 1257 nucleotides. RefSeq names its product odorant receptor 43a-like. Gene Ontology annotation, biological process: sensory perception of smell; detection of chemical stimulus involved in sensory perception of smell. Gene Ontology annotation, molecular function: olfactory receptor activity; odorant binding. Gene Ontology annotation, cellular component: plasma membrane. NCBI's taxonomy places the organism in Eukaryota, Metazoa, Arthropoda, Insecta, Hymenoptera, Formicidae. The record is from RefSeq and is a predicted model, not a curated record.